Messenger RNA from Leguminivora glycinivorella, 816 nucleotides. RefSeq names its product sulfated surface glycoprotein 185-like. Lineage: Eukaryota; Metazoa; Arthropoda; Insecta; Lepidoptera; Tortricidae. Bases 1 to 816 code for a protein of 271 amino acids. The record is from RefSeq and is a predicted model, not a curated record. The transcript has 4 exons.
AUGAAUGAACUCCAGGCAGUCGUAGAAAGGUUCCAGCAUUGCCAAGAGAUACAUGAGCAGGCAUUACAACGCAUCCGGGACCUCGAGCAGCAACUGCAGGAGUCGGAUUCAAAACGGUAUUGCAAGUAUUGCUCCGGGAACUCCGCUCCGGCUGAAAACAAUUUAAAUCCAUCGAGCGGGUACCCGGUGUGCAUGGACUCGCCUGCGCCUGCUCGGCGGCGCCCCGCCGCGCCGCACUCGCCGGCGCUCCGUGCCGCGCUGGCGGCGCCGGGGUCGCCCGCGCUGCGUGCCUUGUUCGCGCCGCGCCCGAGCCCCGCGCCCGCGCCCGCGCCCGCGCCCUCUCCGCGCCGCGAGCCUGUCCCGCCGAGCCCCGCCGUCGCCGCGCCGGCUCCGUCGCCGCCGAGCCUCCUGCGGCUGGCUCUCGAGCGGCUGACCGUCGAGCCUGAGCCGCGGUCGCCGGCCCCGACACCGUCGAGCCUCCUGCGGCUGGCUCUGGAGCGGCUGACCGUCGAGCCUGAGCCUCGGCCGCCGGCCCCGUCGCCGGCGCGCGCGUCGAGCGCGGCGCCCGCCCCGGCGCCCGGCGCUCCGCGCGCUCGGAGCCGGGACCCUCCGCGGUCGACGGUCAUCUAUUCUGACGCAAUCGGGGCCGGCCUCGGCGUGCUGCUGGGUGAAUGUCUCCGGCAAAGUGUAACAAAUGUGUGUUUGCGUGGUGCCUCCGUCGAAUCGGUCGUGCGCCGCCUGGCGAGGGACAAGUUUGACAGUGGCACCACUCUGAUUAUACACCUCGGCGAUAGUACCACCUUCGGCGGAUUUUAG